AUGGCGACGUCAACCGCUGACGCCAUCGGCAGGAUCCGGAUCGAUCCUCUCACCGGGGUAGAGGAUUGGCCCUCUUGGAGAGUCCAGAUGGAGGAUCUGCUGUACGGGUUAGGGUUAUGGGACUACGUCAUCGAAGAAGGCAAGCCGACGGCAAAGGACACCAAGGCACCGACCACAGAAGAAAAGAAGGCUCUAGAAGACUGGAUGAAGAAGGACAGGACCGCGUUGAUCGCGAUUCGGAUGCGAGUAAGCAAAUCUCUUGUUCACACGCUGACAAGAUGUGUUUCUAGCGCGGACGCGUGGAACCGCCUCGUCAAGAACUACGAGCCCAAGGGAAUCUUGCACGUCGUGCAGAUUCACCGUAAGCUUUUGCAAGCUCGCUAUUCGGACUCGGAAAACGUCGAAGAAUUUCUACAAGAAAUGGUGCGCCUGCGCGAGACGCUGGCGACCAUGGGACACGCCCUGAUGGAAGAAGAGUUCGCGAUCACACUUCUCACGGCGCUACCGGACAGCUGGGACCCAAUGGUCAGCUCGAUCAAUCACGCAACGGAUCUCAAGGAUGCCGAUGAGAUCAUUGCGCGGAUCAGGCAACAUGCAAGCCGCAUCAACGACUCGGAGCCCAAGAAGGACGGGCCGAAGGCGCUGGCUGCCGAAGAAGAUGGCAGCGACAGCGACUCCGAUGAGUACGCGUACGCGCUGAUUGAACAGGUCGACAGCGAUUUGGACGAGGACUCCGAAGAGCUUGCACUGGCGGCGCGGGUAGCUCGGGAUGCUUGGGUAAGCGAUUCCGCUACUACGGUGCACGUAGCACGCGCGCGCGCCGAUUUCUUCAGGUACACGCCGACGCCCGGCGACAGUUUGAAAGGCGCAGGCGUCACGCCCAUCCUCGGGCGCGGAGAUGUCAAGAUCGAAUACGAGUACGACAGGCGCAAGACAAUUGUCGAGCUGCGGAACGUAGUGCACGCCCCCGGAAUCCCUCACAACCUCAUCGCCUUGGGGCGCGUUGAGGCAGGCGGACACUCGGUCACCUUACAAGACGGCAAGAUAGUCUUCAAGAACUCGAAGGGACGAGCUUACGCGGAAGGCACACAGGUGGACAACCUGUACGUGAUGCGCGCCACCACCGUACACGACAAGACACCGGAUCUCGCGUGUGCGGCAGCGGUUACACGACCCCGCCGGAAGCGGACGUAUGACGAGUGGCACCGCACCCUCAGUCAUAUCAGUAUGAAGGCUGUCAUCGCCAUGAAGACAAAGCGCCUUGUGGAAGGCAUGGAGGUGGACGAACGCGUCCCUCCGGCGGAGCAGUGCGAGGCCUGCGUCCGCGCCAAGCAGACCGUCGCGCCAUACCCGAAGAAGUCGGCCACGGUCGUGGCCGCGAUCGGUGACCUGACAGUCAUGGACCUGUGGGGGAAGGCCCCUACGAUAGGGAUCCGCGGUGAGAAGUUCUUCUCGACUUUUCACUGA
Molecule: messenger RNA, 1467 nt
Organism: Dichomitus squalens LYAD-421 SS1
Lineage: Eukaryota; Fungi; Basidiomycota; Agaricomycetes; Polyporales; Polyporaceae
Exons: 2
Coding region: 1-1467 (488 amino acids)
Source: RefSeq, a predicted model, not a curated record